UGAGCCACAAACUUAACAAAGUGUUCCCAUUAGGCCCCCAUUGAACUAUGCAAAGCAAGACAGUUGUGAUGUCCCUGUAAAGUUACUGCAGGAACACAGUAGAAUUAUAUUUCUAUGAAGUGUUUGAGUGUUUCAAACUUUAGUGUCAGUGACUUCACAGUACUAUGUGUUGCUUGCUGCCAUAGAAAUGGAAUUCUUCAUUCUAAUUCUAUAGUACUAGUUCUAAUUCUACCACUUAAGUUGCUUUUCUUUAGUGAGUAGUUAACAAGUUUAUCUUCCCAUAUUAGAAGGUUGUAUAUUGUUCCUGCCAACAUUUCCCAGUACACGUUAAAACAGCUGCCAUGGAGUUACGCAUUUGUAGAGCAUCAUAAUGCUUUGGGGUUGAAACAACAGGUCAAUCUCUCUCCAUCUCUGUGUCAGUAAAGUUAGCUAUGGAAAAGGCAGUUAGGGCCCUGUCUUUCCCACUGUCUGUCUCCAGCCUUCUAUGUCUCCUGUCCCUGCUGUGCUGUGUCCCUGCGGGGAGACCCUGUCUGCAGUGUGACCGCAGGGUCAGGCUCCUCCAUGAAGACUACCUAUUGGCUGCUGCCUCUGCCACCAUAGAGGACCAGAUAGAACUGAAGAAGAUUCUAGACUAUGCCUACGUCACCUACACAACCACCAGCAACCAGUAUAGCGGAGUUAUUGGUAGGUGGUUGUUACUUACGAGCCAAGCGCACUACCAACUGUGCCAUAAAGGUCCAGACCUCUUAGUAGGCGUUACAGAGCACGUUAAUACGUGUGGUGUGUGUGUGCCCCCAGACCCGACCACCCUCUACAGGGCCAGUACAGAAUACCAGAGUGAGUUUGACCGUUUCCAGGGAAGCCAACUCACAGGGCCUCUGACGUUUGAGGCUAUUCAAAUUCUGGAGAAAGGCAGGAAAAUUCUCGAGAAACACCUGCAGACUUUUGUCCAGAAAGGUCUCUGCCCAAACACAUGUGGGUUGCUGUAUCAGAGAGUAAUGAACUGCCUUUCCUGUCAGUACAAGCUGCACACCUGCCCCUCUACCACUCAGGACUGCGGGGAGUAUCCAGUGGAGGCAGCAGAGGGGGGACAGGCAGUGUUGGACUGUUUCCUCCCCUGGCAUAGUCUAGUUGUGGGCCGGCCAGAUUAUCACUACACCUGGGCUCCAGGGACGCAAAGGACUCUGACAGAGGGUGAUUUCAGAGUGCUGGUGGUUACUGAGGAUUCCUCUGUGGUGCUGAACCAGCUGCAUGUCGAUGAGGAGGGCAUGUACCGCUGCCUCCUAACGGAUGGCAAAGGAACUGUCCUUUCACGCACACACUUCCUGCUCACUGUCACCCCGUCACCUGUCCCGACUCCCAGAUCUCUCAUCACCCUGCCCUCCCUCCCUCCUAAUUAUGAUGCCUCCCACCUUUCUCACCCUCCCACUGACCUCCUGCUGGUCAUCAUCAUCAUGGUUACUGCCCUGAGUCUGACGGCCAGCCUAGCCCUUGCUAUUGCUUUUGGGUGA
This is a messenger RNA of Oncorhynchus kisutch (coho salmon), 1511 nucleotides long. RefSeq names its product izumo sperm-oocyte fusion 1 (gene izumo1). Bases 432 to 1511 code for a protein of 359 amino acids. The record is from RefSeq and is a predicted model, not a curated record. Gene Ontology annotation, molecular function: protein binding involved in heterotypic cell-cell adhesion; signaling receptor binding. Gene Ontology annotation, cellular component: acrosomal membrane; plasma membrane. Lineage: Eukaryota; Metazoa; Chordata; Actinopteri; Salmoniformes; Salmonidae. Gene Ontology annotation, biological process: fusion of sperm to egg plasma membrane involved in single fertilization; heterotypic cell-cell adhesion; sperm-egg recognition. The transcript has 7 exons.